ACUCCAGCAAAUAAAAAAGAUAAGAGGCAAAAAGGGGAGAGAAAGAGAGAUGGCGGACGCAGCAACAGAGUUCCUGCUGAACAACCUGAAGGAGCUGGUGCAGCACGAAGCCCAUUUGAUCAACGACACGGAGGGAAACAUCAAGAAGUUGGAAAGCGAUCUACUCCACUUCCAAGCCUUCCUCAAGGACACGGUGAAGAUGAGGAAAAGCAACGAGCGAAUAAAGCUGAUGCGGAAGGAGAUUCACGAUGCUGUUUAUGACGUCGAAGACAUCAUUGAUGCAUUCAUGGUAAAGAACAGAGAAGCAGGGACGAGUAGUCGGUUUAUCAAAAAAAUCCUGACUGGCCACAAAAAGCUGCUCAAUCUCCACAGCAUUGGGCAGACGGUGGAGGGCAUCAGCGGCCGAGUCACACAGUUGAGGAAUGACAUCAACCUCAUCACCGACGACGACAAAAAGGAUACACCUUCUGAGCCUCGACCACCAAGAAAGGACAAGAAUGUGGUGGGCUUUGCAGACGUGACCGAACGCCUCAUACGCCGUUUGACUCAAGAUGCCGACGGUCUUGAUGUCAUUUCUCUGACUGGUAUGUUUGGGCUGGGCAAGACGACGUUGGCAUGGAAGAUUUAUAAUGAUCCUGAAAUCAUCUUAAAGUUCCCUACCCGCGUAUGGAUUACUGUUUCAGCAAAGUUCACAAAGAAAGAUAUUUUUUUACGGAUACUCGGCCAACUUACCACUCUAAACCCCGACAUGCGCGCCAAAGAUGACGAGGAAUUAGCUGAUAUUGUUUACAAUUAUCUCCGGGAGGGCACUUUCCUAAUAGUGAUGGAUGAUGUAUGGAGCAUACUUGCUUGGGAACAACUUAAAAAGGCUCUCCCGUUACAAGACAACAAAAGUAAAGUCUUGCUCACCAGUCGUGAAGAGAGUGUGGGAAGCGCUGCUAGUAAGCCAAGACCCUUCGAGCCAUUGCGGCCCUUUGAGCCAGAAGAAAGCUGGGAGCUGUUCCGGUUGGAGGCACUGGGCAAGCUCGAAUGCCCUUCUCAACUGGUAAAAGUCGGGAAUAAAAUUGCAUAUGAUUGUGAUGGACUGCCACUUGCGAUAGUAGUCAUAGGAGGCAUCCUCUACGAGUUAUCAGACCCAAAAAAUGUGUUUGCAACUAAAAGGGAAUGGAUUAAAGUGUCGGAAGAUGUGAACUCAUAUCUCAAAGACGACCCGCAAGAACGCAUGACAAAAUUCAUAUCUUUGAGUUAUGAGAGCCUACCUCACUAUUUGCGACCUUGCUUUCUCUAUCUGGGACUGUUCCCAGAAGACUAUGAGAUUUCAGCUUCGAAAUUGAUCCGCAUGUGGAUUGGAGAAGGGUUCAUACAGCAGAAGGAUGCCCGUACUUCAUUGGAGGAGGUUGGACAGAAUUAUUUGAAGGAUCUCGUCAGUAGAAACUUGGUCAAAGCUCUCAAGUUUAGAGCUGAUGGUAAUAUCAAAACAUGCCAGAUUCAUGAUACCUUGCGUGAUUUCUGCCGCAGUGAAGCUGCAACUGAAAACUUUCUCCAAGAGAUCAGGCUCAAUGAACAAGGACAUUGUGUACCUCCAAUCUCUGAGUGGUGCCGCCGUCUUUCUAUUCAUUCCGAUUGCAAGAGCUAUAUCUCAUCAAAAUGUCUUACUCCUCGUGCCCGCUCAUUUGUUUGUUUUUCCAAGGAGCCCUGUGAUGACCUGUCUGGGAAAGAAAGCACAAACCUCAUUAAAGCCUUUAAGUUUCUUAGAGUUUUCGAUAUUCAACCCUUGAUAUUGAAGGAUAUCGAUACUGACCUCUACACUUUGAUCCAUAUGAGGUACAUUGCCUUGUUCAUCACUUUGUCGAUGCUUUCUCCAGAUUUCAACAAGAUUUCCAACAUGCAAACUCUUAUCAUCAACACCACAUCCCCUACCCUCGCUGUUAAAGCCAACAUAUGGAAGAUGAGGUACUUGAGGUAUUUUAAGACAAAUGCCUCUGCAACUUUGCCCGCGGCCAAGUCAUCAUCUGAUUGUGCAAAUGAGCUUCAAACACUGGGCUUAAUCUCCGUGGAGAGUUGCAAGGAACUUCAUCUGCGGGCUCCCAAUCUGAAGAAAUUGGGCAUCCGUGGGAAACUAGCAUUGCUUUCCGACGAAAAGGGACCUUUUGAUAGUGUGAGGAAGAUGAGAUAUCUGGGAAAGCUGAAACUAGUAAACGACAAGGCACAAGACACGGAGCGACUGAAUUGCCUGCCAAAAGUUGAUCAAUUCCCAUCUGGACUUACAAGCCUCACACUGUGCUGGACUUCCCUCAAAUGGCAAGAAAUCUCUAUUCUCAGAUCGCUCCAGAAGCUUGAGGUGCUCAAGCUAAAAUAUCAAGCAUUUAUCGGGAGCACCUGGGAGUUAGAAGAUGCGGGUGGAGGUUUUCCGUCUCUUCAAUUCCUGCAGAUUGAACAGACAGAUUUAGCUUUCUGGCAGGCUAAACCCCAUCACUACCCCAAGCUUAGAAGCCUUGUGCUCAAGAACUGUGACAAGCUUCGUGACAUUCCACUUGAUCUGGCUAAAGUAAAGAGCUUCAAGAUGUUGGAUUUGACCACAUGCACAGAUGCAGUUGACGCGGCCAGGGAUAUUGCUGCUGAAAAUGAAAAUAUAUUUGGCAAAGACUCUGAAUUCAAGCUCUCUAUCUUUCCUCCUCCUCCUCCUGCUCCUGCUAAAUGAUCGAGAUUCGUUUAUCAUUGGCAGCAUAGGUCACACAUUUCAAGCUUCUAAUCAGAGGGUCGCUAGAAUAACUGCUGCACUUGGCUUGUUCUUAUGUUGAACUGUUUCCCUUCUUCGAAUAGUCGAGCGUGUUUGCUCGGAUUUGAAUAAAUGCCGCACUUGAUUCGGCUUGUACGCUGAACUUGCAAAACAUUGCCUUGCUGUGUUGUUACUUGUAUUAGAUCUGAUUUCGCUCUUUAUGGCGGAUCAGAUCAUUUAUUUUUGCCAUCUUAAUAUGUAUGUGUUCAUUAUGCACAUGUUUUGAACAUUGGUGAUCAUUUUUCCCUCAUGUGAUUGUUUUGUUCAUCAUAUCUUCAUAUGGAAUAUGAUUGUUUCUGUUUUCUUAA
Salvia splendens (bonfire salvia) is the source of this 3087-nucleotide messenger RNA. RefSeq names its product late blight resistance protein R1-A. The record is from RefSeq and is a predicted model, not a curated record. The transcript is spliced from 4 exons. Gene Ontology annotation, molecular function: ADP binding. NCBI's taxonomy places the organism in Eukaryota, Viridiplantae, Streptophyta, Magnoliopsida, Lamiales, Lamiaceae. The coding region runs from base 50 to 2701 and encodes 883 amino acids. Gene Ontology annotation, biological process: defense response to other organism.